Messenger RNA from Asparagus officinalis (garden asparagus), 1608 nucleotides. Its product is annotated as probable sodium/metabolite cotransporter BASS1, chloroplastic. The transcript has 8 exons. The record is from RefSeq and is a predicted model, not a curated record. Gene Ontology annotation, cellular component: membrane. Bases 1 to 1221 code for a protein of 406 amino acids. NCBI's taxonomy places the organism in Eukaryota, Viridiplantae, Streptophyta, Magnoliopsida, Asparagales, Asparagaceae.
AUGAAUACAUUGAAGCCACAGUUUAUUGAUAGCACUUCUGCCGCAAAUCAUGGUUCAGAAAGAAUUCUAAUUGAUAAUCCCAGCGGUAGCAUUGUAGUGCGGUCCGAUGACAUUGUUAACAACAUAUUAAUGAUUCCUGGUUGGUGGCAUAAUGCAUUAAAUGAAGAGGGUCAAGAAUUUGAGAGUUCUGAAGAAUUAAGGCGGCCUGCUUCUCGUUCGUCACCAAGCGGCAGCGACAGCGGCGACAGCGAAGUGAAUGAAGCUAAGACCUUCAGUGGCCGUGAUUUCAUCGUUCGAUUGGGUGAAGCCCUCUCAUUGGGGUUCCCAAUUUGGGUGGGGUCCGCUUCCCUCGUCGCUCUCUGGCGGCCGCCGGCGUUUCUUUGGGUUGGCCGGAAUUUUCAGAUCGUGGGUCUCACGCUUACAAUGCUCGGGAUGGGGAUGACGCUGACGCUCGAUGAUCUGAGAGCUGUGCUGUUGAUGCCUAAGCAGUUGGCUGCUGGAUUUGUGCUUCAGUAUACGGUGAUGCCAUUAUCAGGAUUUUUUGUGAGCAAACUGUUAAAGUUGCCUUCAUAUUAUGCUGCCGGUUUGAUACUGGUUGCCUGCUGCCCAGGAGGCACAGCAAGUAAUAUAGUCACAUAUCUUGCUAGAGGAAAUGUAGCCCUUUCUGUGAUUAUGACUGCAGUAAGCACCUUCACUGCUGCGGUAAUGACACCAUUUUUGACAUCGAAACUUGCUGGACAAUUUGUUGCAGUAGACCCAACUGGACUUUUUAUAUCAACAGUGCAGGUAGUGCUUGCUCCAGUGUUAGUGGGCGCUGCCCUGAACCAGUACUGUAAUGACUUGGUUGAGCUAAUUUCUCCUCUGAUGCCCUUCAUUGCUGUCGCAACUGUAGCUAUUCUAUGUGGUAGCGCUAUUGCUCAAAAUGCCUCUGCAAUCUUCACAUCUGGAUUCCAAGUAGUUGUCUCUGUCUUCGCUCUUCAUGGUUCUGGAUUUUUCUUUGGCUAUGUGUUCUCAAGGUUGUUAGGAAUCGAUGUUUCCUCUUCCCGAACCAUUUCAAUUGAGGUUGGCAUGCAGAAUUCGAUGCUAGGGUUAGUGCUUGCGACUCAGCAUUUUGGGAACCCUCUGACUGCAGUCCCUUGUGCUGUUUCAAGCAUUUGUCACUCAAUCUAUGGCAGUGCUUUGGCUGGAAUUUGGCGACGCAUGCCAACGACGGAUGAGUGAGGAUUUUGCUUGAGCUGAUAAGAGAGAACAUGCAGUUGCCAGGAUAUUCUAAUAAUUUUGGUUCUGAUAUGAAAUGAGUUGAGACUUGAGAGUUCUGACAUUGGGCAUGGCAUCACGGCAAGUUCUUGUAUGAAUUUGAAAGGGUUGUACUUCUCCCUGAGCUAUAAGUGUACAAGGGUAUUCUCUGUACUCAAAUGAGUUAGUCUACUUUUGAGAUGUUUGAGACCAAAGGAACUGUAACUCUGGUAUUCUCUGGGCUUUCUGCAGUUUCUCUUUGUUCCGCAGUAUCAGUUGGGAUAUUAUGCGUCUGUUUACCUUGUCUUGUGCUCUCAGAGUUGAUUUUAUUUAGUUGUAAUGUAUCAUUUUCAACGUUUUUUUGUUCUAUAA